UUGACGUACAUCAUUAAAAAAAAAAAUCCGUGUUUCUUCAAUUUUACCUAGUUCGACCCUUUUCGAUUAGUUUCGUUGCAUUUUGGCUCACAGUUUCGUUCUGCUCAAAGUCGCCACUCUAUCGUAGACGGCCUCCUUACACCAAGUUAUUUGGAAAGUAGCCAUUGUCGUUGGUAUGGCGGAAGACGCUAUUUUGGGAUAUUUGGAGAAGAAUGAAGAAAUUCCGGAUUCUGGAAGUUUUGCUGCGGAAGUUGGAAUUGACCAUGACGAAAUAGUCAAUGUCACUAAAAGUCUCAACGGUUAUGGACUUGUUGUUGCUCAGGAUAUCAAGAGGGAAAAAUGGGUACUCACUGAUGAAGGAAAACUCUAUGCUGAUGCAGGCUCUCCUGAAAGUCAAUUAUUCUCUGCCAUACCACCAGAGGGUAUCUCACCAGAUGAACUUCAGAAAAGGGUGGAUCCUGCUAUUUUCAAGGUUGGGUUUGCGCAGGCUAUGAAGAAUAAGUGGGUAGAGAGAGGAAAGCAAUUAAUAUCUAGAAAGAUUCAACAUGUUCAUGACAAGGUCAAGGAGUUUCUUGUACGGAUACAAGCUGGGGAGUUGGUUGAGCGUGAGGAAAUUGACGCGCUUAAACGGAGAAAGCUUAUCAUAUCUCAGACAUGGAAGGGAUAUUCAAUUAGAAAGGGUCCAAACUAUGCUCCUAAAAGAAAGAAAGCAGCAACAGAUCUGACUCGAGAACAUUUGCAAAGUGGCGCAUGGAAAGAUUUGGAACUCAAAGAAUACAACUUCAAUGCCAAGGGUCUGCCGCCUGAGGGUGGUCAUUUGCAUCCCUUACUCAAGGUUCGACAACAAUUGAAAAAUAUUUUCCUUCAGAUGGGCUUUGAGGAGAUGCCUACAAACAAUUUUGUUGAAAGCAGCUUUUGGAAUUUUGACGCCCUCUUCCAGCCACAACAACACCCUGCUCGUGAUUCACACGACACUUUUUUUCUGCAAGCUCCUUCUACUACAAAUUGGCUUCCUGAAGAUUAUGUCGAGAGGGUAAAGUGUGUUCAUGAGUCUGGUGGUUAUGGAUCCAGAGGGUAUGGGUAUGACUGGAAACGGGAGGAAGCAAACAAAAAUCUUUUGCGUACACAUACAACUGCUGUUUCUUCAAGAAUGCUAUAUAAACUUGCACAGAAACCAUUCACUCCCAAGAAAUACUUUUCAAUAGAUCGUGUUUUCAGAAAUGAAGCUGUUGACAGGACACAUUUGGCUGAAUUUCAUCAGAUAGAAGGCCUUAUAUGUGAUCGAGGCCUCACCCUAGGAGAUCUUAUUGGUGUGCUGUAUGAUUUUUUCUCUCGUCUAGGAAUGACCAAACUUCGUUUCAAGCCUGCUUACAAUCCUUACACUGAACCUAGUAUGGAAAUAUUUAGUUACCAUGAAGGUUUUGGAAAGUGGGUAGAGAUUGGGAAUUCUGGCAUGUUCAGACCUGAAAUGUUGCUUCCCAUGGGGCUUCCAGAUGAUGUCCGUGUAGUUGCAUGGGGUUUGUCCCUUGAGAGGCCUACGAUGAUCUUAUAUGGAAUUGACAACAUAAGGGAUCUCUUCGGGCACAAGGUUGAUCUGGGUCUGAUGAAGAAAAAUCCCAUCUGUCGACUUGGGCUCGAAUAAAAUUUUAGGUUUUUUGUACUCCAAAUACAAAUUCUAAAAUACUUCAUUGGGGUUUGUUUUUGUAUGAACUUUCAGCAAGUUGAGUUCGUUUCUUGAGAUUUGCCCUUGAGUAACUAGAAAUGUUACUUUUUUGACCUUCAGGUUUUGUAAUUGAUUGUAAUAUCAAAUUUAUCAUUCAUCUAUUGUUUAUACUAUACUUUCUCUGUUCUGAAUA
This is a messenger RNA of Amaranthus tricolor (Joseph's coat), 1856 nucleotides long. Its product is annotated as phenylalanine--tRNA ligase alpha subunit, cytoplasmic-like. The coding region runs from base 176 to 1642 and encodes 488 amino acids. The record is from RefSeq and is a predicted model, not a curated record. Gene Ontology annotation, biological process: phenylalanyl-tRNA aminoacylation. Lineage: Eukaryota; Viridiplantae; Streptophyta; Magnoliopsida; Caryophyllales; Amaranthaceae. The transcript has 19 exons. Gene Ontology annotation, molecular function: phenylalanine-tRNA ligase activity; tRNA binding; ATP binding. Gene Ontology annotation, cellular component: cytoplasm; phenylalanine-tRNA ligase complex; cytosol.